This is a messenger RNA of Oncorhynchus gorbuscha (pink salmon), 1938 nucleotides long. RefSeq names its product cell division cycle protein 123 homolog. The record is from RefSeq and is a predicted model, not a curated record. Bases 81 to 1127 code for a protein of 348 amino acids. The transcript is spliced from 13 exons. Gene Ontology annotation, cellular component: cytoplasm. NCBI's taxonomy places the organism in Eukaryota, Metazoa, Chordata, Actinopteri, Salmoniformes, Salmonidae.
ACAUGAAACGAAUAUUAAGCGCCUUUUUCUUAGGGGAACUAUUAUGUGGUUGGACUCACUUCCGGUAAAUCAUUUGCAGUAUGAAGAAGGAGCAAGUUGUAAAUUGUCAGUUUUCGGUCUGGUAUCCGAUAUUUAAGAAGCAUACUAUCAAAAGUUUGAUUCUCCCACUGCCUCAGAAUGUAAUAGAUUAUUUGCUGGACGAUGGAACACUAGUAGUUUCUGGAGGGGACAACAACACUCAGCAUAAUCAGACCAACAACAGUGACUCAGAGGAGGAAGACAUUCAGUGGUCAGAUGAUGAGACAACCACCACUGUAACAGCUCCAGAGUUUCCAGAAUUCAACUCUAAAGUGCUGAAGGCCAUCAACACCCUAGGUGGGUGUGUCUUUCCCAAACUGAACUGGAGUGCACCGCGGGAUGCUAACUGGAUUGCUCUGAACAGCUCCCUGCAGUGUCAGAGUCUGAGCGAUAUUUUCUUGCUCUUCAAGAGCUCUGACUUCAUCACCCACGACCUCACACAGCCAUUCCUUCGCAGCAGUGAUGAGGAUUCUCCAAAUCCAGCCAUAAACUAUGAGCUGGUCCUGAGGAAGUGGAGUGAGCUGCUACCUGGUGGGGAGUUCAGGUGUUUCAUUAAAGAGAACAAGCUGAUUGGUAUCUCCCAGAGAGACUAUACCCAGUACUACCACCACAUCUCUAAGCAGGAAGCCCAGAUCUGCCACUCCAUCCAGGAGUUCUUCAGCCAACACGUCCAGUAUCAGUUCCUAGAUGAGGACUUUGUGUUGGAUGUCUACAGAGAUAGCUGGGGGAAGGUGUGGCUGAUCGAUCUCAACCCCUUUGGUGAGGUGACAGAUUCACUGCUGUUCACGUGGGAGGAGCUUACCUCCGGGAACAGCCUGUCAGCCAAUCAAGAGGAGGGUGACACAGCCCAGCAGGAAGGCCCUGUGUUCCGCUACACCACCAGUGAUGUGACGGUGCAGCCCAGUCCCUGUCUGAGCUACCGGAUCCCUAGAGACUUUGUGGAUCUCUCCACUGGCGAGGACGCAUACAAACUCAUCGACUUCCUCAAACUGAAGAAACGCCAGCAAGAGGACUCUGAGGAAGAGGUGGAGGAAGAGGUACGACAGUGACAGCCCCUGAGGAGCAGGGUCUCUACACGGUGACUGUUCCCUCAGACUGUUAGCCUAGCAUAACAAUAACCCUAAAACUGUAAGGCUAGCUUUAGCGGUUAGCACAGAGACCACUAUACACAUGGAUGUUUAUCCUUAUCUCUUGAAUCUUCUGAUGGAAUCCAUUCACUUUUGGUCAUCACCUUAGACCAAUCCAGAAUGCUGCAGAUAGAAAUGUUUUGAAUAGAACAAACAACAAACCAUAAUGAGGAGAAAAGCAUCAUGACCGCUCUAUGCGGUACAUUUCUACCUGCAACACUGUAAAAGUCCGGUGUGGCCCGGUGUGUCUAAUGUAAAUAUAAAUACUGUAACUUAACAUUGUGUAAAGGUAAAGGGGAGUCUGUUACAGGUGUCUGUGUAUAGGAAUAAAGAAUGCUCAAAUUUAUAAUACAGUCCUGGGGAAGAGACGUGUCUUAGUUUGUGUGUAUAGCAGGUACAUCAUGGGAUUGCAAUUUCUGAGGGAGAUACCCAAAGGGUCAGAGUUUGCUGACUUAAUCCACUGGACUUUUUCUCUUCACACACACCAAAUGCACACUUUUCUAUGUGCUUUCUGAUGGUUUCAUUAGACACACAUCUGUAUGUAAUAACAAUACAAAGUUUUACUCAUGAAGUCUCUGAAACAGUAUUUCAAACAUUCCAGUUCCUUACUUACUCUCUCUGGUCGUUAUAGUUCUAUCUAUGUUAUUGUAGAAUUAGAAUAUCAUUGGUUUAUUUUCUAUGUGCUGGCAAAGAGAGGUGUUCUGAUUGGGUAAUAAAUUGCUGGUGUGUGCUC